AACGCUGUUGUUUUUUUUUUUUUUUAAAGAGCUCUUGUUUUGCUUGACGCCAUUUGCACCGUUCAGGGGGGUGGCUAGCUCCGCUGGCUAGUUGGUUAGCUAGCUGGCUGGCUAACUGGCUAAUGUUAUUGUUAGCAACUUUGCCACUUGGACUGACGGUUGGUUGGUUUAACGGCAGUUGCACCUCUGCACCAAACGGCCGAGGGCUAACUCCUGCGCAGUCAUGUUGAAAGCGCCGUGUGUGACCGCCUCCCACUGCAUUUAAAUGCCCCAGCUCAUUGACAAAAGUGUAACGUACCACUUCACAACACACUCACAAAGUCACUGGAAGUUAGCUUGGGGCAGCAACGUCAGUGAAAGUCACCCCAUCCCUUUGCUCUCUAACCCAUCCCUGGCAAGCCCUGACAUAAUGCACUCAGGUUACCCAGUGUUAAACUGUUUCUGUCACCUGGUGCAGAUAAACAUUGGGUUGAACUGAAGUCUAAAAUUGAAUGUCUAAAAACGGAAACCUUAUCAUAGCAUCAGUUACAGUGGCUGUUUAAGGGGCGCUAUGUAGUUUUGGAGAAGAAAUCAAACUCAGCAUUCUUACAUUAACAAUAUUAAUCAGCAACACGGAGCGGCAAGAUGAAGAAGAAAGCUCGGCAGCACCGGCCUUCGGUGCCGCAGAGGCCCCCAUCUCCCAUCAAGCCUUCCCCCAACAAGCAGAUCUUGACUUACGCCCAGGCGCAGCGCAUGGUGGAGUUCGAUAUCGAUGGCCGCAUCCACCGGAUCAGCAUAUAUGACAAGCUGGACGUCAUCUCAGACGAUGACCCCAUGGUGCAGGAGAUGAUGGAGUGCACCAGCAACAAGGAGAACGCUGAGAAGCCGCAGCAGCAGGUCCUCCUGAGGUCGGUCAGGUUAAAAAACAACCAGGAGAAGAGGAACGCUGCGCUGGGCAUCACGGCUCCUGGAGAGGGAGGAGGACAUAAUGCUGGUGUGAACACCGGCCCAAAGCUUCCAGAGCCUAAAUUUCGAACAGUGGAAUAUAAUCUUCCAGCAGUUCCUAAGCGUUCAGCUGCCUUUUAUAAAUUCACAGAGAAGACGGAGGAAGAGCUGGAUGAGGAGACGGAGUAUGACAUGGACGAGGAAGACUAUGCCUGGUUGGAUUUGGUCAAUGAUAAGCGGAGAGGCGAGGGGGUCAGUCAGGUCUCUCACAACGUUUUCGAGUUCCUGGUCGACCGCUUUGAGAAAGAGUUGUACCUGGAGAGUCUGGACCAGUGCAGUGAAAAGCAUGCCCCCAUCGACGAGGAUGCCGUCUGCUGCAUCUGCAUGGACGGAGAGUGUCACAACAGCAACGCCAUCCUGUUUUGCGACAUGUGCAACGUGGCCGUGCACCAGGAAUGUUACGGUGUGCCCUACAUUCCUGAGGGCCAGUGGCUCUGCAGACACUGCCUCCAGGCGUCCACCCAGCCCGCAGACUGCAUACUCUGUCCUAACAAGGGCGGAGCGGUGAAAAGGACCGACGACGACCGCUGGGGCCACGUCGUUUGCGCCCUCUGGGUCCCCGAGGUGGGCUUCUCCAACACCACCUUUAUCGAGCCCAUCGACGGGGUCAGCCACAUUCCUCCAGCCCGCUGGAAGCUCACCUGCUACCUCUGCAAAGAGAAAGGUGUCGGCGCGUGCAUCCAGUGCCACAAAGCCAACUGUUAUACGGCCUUCCAUGUGAGCUGUGCCCAAAAGGCUGGCCUCUUCAUGAAGAUGGAGCCAAUCAAGGAGGUGACAGAAACGGGGGAGUCCACGUUCUCUGUGAAAAAGACGGCCUACUGUGGAGCUCACACGCCUAACGGGUGCAUAAGGAGGCCUCUCACCAUUUACGACGAUGCCAAACCCAAAAAUGGACUAUGUAAGAAAGUAGACAAAGGGAAGGGACAGUCUAAAGGGAAGCAGAAGAAGAAGAGUAAGAGUAAGAAGCCUGAGCCUGAACCUGAAAGUGAAGAAGAAACCCCAGCUACUGUGCCUACUUUUCCUGCUCACAGGUUACAAACCAUCAUGAACCAGGUGUCAAUCCAGAAGAAGAAGGCAUUUGUGGAGCUGGUCCUAAAUUAUUGGACGCUAAAGAGGCAAUCCAGAAACGGGCUUCCCCUCAUCAGACGCCUCCAGACAAGCCUGCAGUCUCAGAAGAAUGCACAGCCGGUUUGUUCAACCAGGCAGAACGAGGAGGAGAGCAGGGCGCUGAAGGAGCAGCUGAAGGAGUGGCAUCGCCUCCGACAUGACCUGGAGAGAGCCCGGCUGCUGCUGGAGCUCAUUCGCAAGAGGGAGAAGCUCAAGAGGGAAGAGAUUAAACAGCAGGAGACUCUCCUGGAGAUGCAGUUGACUCCCUUCAGUAUUUUGCUCCGAGCUCUCUUGGACCAGCUCCAGGCUAAAGACCAGGCCAAGAUCUUCACCCAGCCUGUCGAUGUCACUGAGGUGCCUGACUACCUCGACCACAUCAAGCACCCAAUGGACUUCUCCACCAUGCGUCAGCGCAUCGACGCACAGGGCUACAACAACUUGGAGCAGUUUGAAAGCGACUUCAACCUCAUUGUUGAUAAUUGCAUGAAAUACAACUCAAAAGACACGUAUUUCUACCGGGCUGCUGUGCGCCUCCGAGACCAGGGCGGGGCCCUGCUGAGAAAAGCUCGGAAGGAUGUGGAGAGAAUUGGCUUUGACACAGAAAGUGGCAUGCAUCUGUCAGAAGCUCCUGAAAUCAAAUCGGCACCAACGUUUUCUUGGGAGGACGUCGACCGCCUACUUGUGCCAGCCAAUCGGCAGCAUCUUUCUCCGGACAAGCAGCUGCAGCAGCUCCUGGAGAAGUUCGACCUGACAUGCGCCAUGAAGUCCAGCCCCUCCCGCAGCAAACGCUUAAAGCUACUCAAAAAGACCAUCAACGACGUGCGCAAUGAAAUGAGCUUAAAGAGAGUCCACCCCUCCCACCACCACCAUCACCACCACCACCACCACCACCACUACUCCCCGCCCUCAACGACUGCCUCCACAUCGGCAUCAUCUUCAUCAGCUGCUGCCUCCCACUCGGAGCUGGGCAAACCUAAAGAAGAGGAAUUGCAACCCAACGGACAUUUUCCAGACGAUGAGGGAGACAAGUCCCUCCCUCCUAAACUGGAGCUUUCAGACUCCAUCCCUCCCCUCAUCCACUCCGACACAGACCCUGAGCCCCCCACCCUCAAACCAAUCGACGCUGCCCCGGACUGCGAAGACAAAGCUCCCAGCAAGCGAGUGAAGUUUGAUGGCGAAAUUCCAGACUUGCUGUCCUCUACCCCGCGCCUCAAUGGCUACUCCCAUGACAGCCUCCAGAGCUCCUUACUAGACGGAGACGUGAGUGUGGUGGCCACGUCGACCCUCGCCGAGCCCACGGGCACAGUCAACCGCCGCACCGCGGUGCUCUUCCGCAAGUCGAAGGCCGCCAGCCCUCACAAGCCGCCAAGGGAAGGAGACAAGGCGGCUGACGAUGUGGACAGUAAAGAAGAGGGUGAGAAGGAGGAAGAGGAGGAUGAAGAUGGCGCCCAGCUGGGCUCCAAAUCCUUCCUGUCAGUGGUCAUACCCAGGCUGGAGACGCUACUGCACAGCAAGAAGAGGAAGCACAGUGGCAGCAGAGACAGUGAGGAGGAGGGAGGAGGGGAGCACGAAGAGGAGGGAGAGUCCCCUGUCAAACGACUCGACACUGGUCUGUCCAGUGGUUUUCUGGAGGUGGAGGAGGAGAAGGAGCUGGAAGACUCGAGUAGAGCCAGUCGACCCGUGGAGCCACGACGACGCUGCGCCUCUGAGUCGUCCAUCUCCUCGUGUAGCAGUCUGCCGGGAAGCACCAGCACUAUUCUCAGUCUUCCAAAAUGCGGGAAGGGGAAACCCGCCUUGGUCCGGAGAAACACUGUGGACGAUAAGAGCGAAUUAAUCGCCUGCAUCGAAACCGGGAACUUUGCAAAAGCUGCGCGCAUCGCCGCCGAGGUUGGCAACAGCAAUAUUUGGAUGCCCGCUAGUGCUGCAACAGUUGCAUUGGAACCCCUAAAGCUAGUUUGGGCCAAAUGUAGUGGAUACCCUUCCUACCCUGCCUUGAUCAUCGACCCCCACAUGCCGCGCGUGGGCUGCCAGCACAACGGGGUGUCCAUCCCCAUGCCCCCCAUGGACGUGCUCCGCAUCGGAGAACAGAUGCAGUACAAAGCCGAAGAGAAACUCUACCUCGUCCUCUUCUUCGACAACAAGCGCAGCUGGCAGUGGCUUCCUAGAUCCAAGAUGGUUCCUCUGGGGAUGGACAAGACCAUAGACAAAAUCAAAAUGAUGGAGGGACGCACGUCCAGCAUCCGCAAGGCGGUCCAGAUUGCCUUCAGCCGCGCCAUGAACCACCUGAGCAUAGUGCAGGACGAGCCAGUCAGUGACCUCAGUGACGUGGACUGAUGGCACCCGCUGACUCUCUCCCCUCACACACACCCACACACACAAACUUGUACCUCUCCUGUACCAAAUACCUUCCCCCCACCCCCUCCUCUCUGUCUCUGCAGGAGACUCAAAUGUUUACUGGGCACCUGCUGUAACAGGUGGUGUGUCUCUUCCUCAUCCAUUCCUACUCGCACACACUCCUACCAUGUGCCGACGGGAUACGGCUGCUGCUGAAAUGAAUGUGUCUAUCUUCUCCUCUCCACCUCCUCCAGGCUUGUGACUGUGCUUAGAGACUGCUCUUUCUUUUCACUCCACCAAUCAUCUUCAUUCAUCAUUUCAAGGCAAAAAACAAAACAAAACAACAAAACAAAACAACAAAACAUUUUGGUAGCCUUUCCAAAUGCACCUGUGGUGUCAGGACAAGAACUUCGCACUGUCCGUUACAUUUAUUGGGCUGAGGCUGAUUCAGUUUUUUAACACGGCAGAUAGCCAAAAUCAUCAUUUCUGUUACAUGUUAUUUAAAAAGUAGCAUUUAGUAGCUGGUUGAUUAGCUAAAGUGGACAAAAAAUUCCCUGUUGUGUUGAAUAGCCUUUACAUAUUAACACCCUGCUCAUCUGCAUUGACAAAUACCCUCCUUUGUAUUUAACUGUAAAUAAUGUGUACAGCUGCCUGACACUAACUUAUUUUGUAGUUUUGACAUGAUUGGGUACUGUACAGGCGUUUUCUUAGUAUUUAUACCUGAUGCAUACUUUUGACAGUGCUGUAUGAUCAAGAAAAAUAAAAUAGAAAAAAACAUGCAAAAGCCUUAGUAUUGAGGAGAUUAGGGCUAAAAUAUCAUGUUUCUGAAAAGUAUGAAAGUAUUCCCAUUUUUAAGUUAUUGAAGUUUAUAAUCGUAAGCUUCCAUUUGGCAUUAAUCCUUUUUGUAUAACAAAUAGUUUGGUAUAUUUUUGUUCAUAUAUAUUUAUAUGGUUUGAAUACACAGUGACACAGUAUGUAAGUCUCUGGAGCUCAUACAGACAGUCUGAUGAUGUGGACACGGAGCGUUUAUUGUUCUGAAGAAACCAAAAAUUGUUGCUACCCAGAAGUUUUCUCGCUGAUUUCUUCCUUUUUUUUUUUACUUUCUUUUUUUCCCGUGUGAUGUGUGAAAUUGUUGCCAAAAAAAAUGGAAAAAAAAGUAAAAGUGUAUUUUUUAUGUGAAACAUUUGACUGUUACUUGGUUUCGCUGUAGUCGUAGGGGGACGUGACUGCGUUAACUUAUUGUAAAGUAUCCGCAUUACUUUAUAUCCGAGGAAAGACGUGCAAACUUGAUUGUGGUAAAGUGGCACAUUUUGUGGUGGAUACUUGCCUUCUUUUUAAGUAACCUUUUCUAACUUUUUUUGUAGUGGUAGACUUCAAGACAUUUCAUUUUAUACUAUUACCUAUUUUUUGCUGGGUAGCAUUGGGUAGUUUUGGUAUAUUUCAUUUUGUACUUAACUGUAGUAGUUUUUUUAAUCGGGUCAUAUGAAAUAUUGCUGGGACUGUUUUUUGUAGCAAAGCAAAAAAUAAAACAUACAAAUAUAAACACAUGUGCCUCUCA
Molecule: messenger RNA, 5983 nt
Organism: Acanthopagrus latus (yellowfin seabream)
Lineage: Eukaryota; Metazoa; Chordata; Actinopteri; Spariformes; Sparidae
Gene: brd1a
Product: bromodomain containing 1a
Exons: 13
Coding region: 625-4425 (1266 amino acids)
Biological process (GO): regulation of transcription by RNA polymerase II
Cellular component (GO): MOZ/MORF histone acetyltransferase complex
Molecular function (GO): protein binding
Source: RefSeq, a predicted model, not a curated record